This is a messenger RNA of Rubroshorea leprosula, 1939 nucleotides long. The record is from the annotation of a GenBank genome assembly. Lineage: Eukaryota; Viridiplantae; Streptophyta; Magnoliopsida; Malvales; Dipterocarpaceae.
AAGGUUUGGGAGAAGUUAAAGUAUAUAUGGAUAGAAGACCUACAAUUCAAUGCACGCAAAGAGCAAGUAAAGUUAAAUCGAGCAAAAGGCCCCAAGGUAUUGUGGUCACUAAUGAUGGAAAUGCCAUUUUGCGUGAAUUAGAUCUUGCCCAUCCAGCAGCAAAGUCAAUGAUUGAAUUGAGCCGCACCCAAGAUGAAGAAGUAGGCGAUGGAACAACAUCUGUUAUUGUUCUUGCUGGUGAGAUGCUCCAUGUUGCAGAAGCUUUUAUUGACAAAAAUUAUCAUCCCACUGUUAUUUGUAGAGCAUACAAUAAGGCCCUGGAGGAUGCUAUUGCUGUGCUCGACAAGCUUGCAAUGCCUAUUGAUGUGAAGGAUCGUUCAAUGAUGUUGGGACUGGUCAAAAGUUGUAUUGGAACAAAAUUCACGAGUCAGUUUGGGGAUUUGAUUGCUGAUUUGGCUAUUGAUGCAACUACAACAGUUGGGGUUGAUCUUGGUCAAGGAUUGCGCGAAGUCGAUAUUAAGAAGUACAUUAAGCUUGAGAAAGUUCCUGGAGGGCAGUUAGAAGAUUCUAAGGUCCUUAAAGGAGUGAUGAUUAGUAAAGAUGUGGUAGUCCCUGGUAAAAUGAGAAGAAAGAUUGUAAAUCCACGUAUCAUUCUUCUUGAUUGUCCCCUUGAGUACAAGAAAGGUGAGAACCAAACAAAUGCUGAACUGGUUAGAGAAGAAGAUUGGGCAAUACUCUUGAAAAUGGAAGAAGAAUACAUUGAGAAUCUUUGUGCACAGAUAUUGAAGUUCAAACCAGAUUUGGUGAUCACAGAGAAGGGGCUUAGUGAUUUGGCAUGCCAUUACUUUGGUAAGGCUGGUGUCAGUGCCAUUAGAAGGUUGAGGAAGACAGACAACAAUAGGGUUGCCAAGGCUUGUGGUGCAGUUAUUGUGAACCGGCCUGAUGAACUACAAGAAUCUGAUGUAGGCACCGGAGCUGGGUUGUUUGAGGUUAAAAAGAUAGGAGAUGAGUUCUUUGCAUUCAUUGUUGAUUGCAAAGAUCCAAAAGCUUGUACUGUACUAUUAAGAGGAGCAAGCAAGGAUCUCCUAAAUGAAGUGGAAAGAAAUUUGCAGGAUGCCAUGUCUGUUGCAAGAAAUAUAAUCAAGAACCCAAAACUUGUACCUGGUGGUGGUGCCACAGAAUUAACUGUUUCUGCCUCUUUGAGGCAGAAGAGCUCAUCUGUUGAAGGCAUAGAGAAGUGGCCCUAUGAAGCUGCUGCCGUUGCUUUUGAGGCCAUUCCACGUACUUUGGCACAGAAUUGUGGGGUCAAUGUGAUUAGGACAAUGACUGCCCUGCAAGGAAAGCAUGCAAAUGAAGAAAAUGCUUGGAUUGGCAUUGAUGGGAAUACUGGUGCUGUUGCUGACAUGAAAGAGCAGAAGAUUUGGGAUGCAUACAAUGUGAAGGCACAAACCUUUAAGACGGCCAUAGAAGCUGCUUGCAUGCUUCUGAGAAUUGAUGACAUUGUCAGUGGAAUUAAGAAGAAGCAGGCACCUGGAGCAGGCCAAGGUCCAUCAAAGCCCAAGGUUGAGACGGAGGCAGAUGCAGAUGGUGAGCAAAUACUUCCUGAUUGAAGAUGCUAGGCCUAGUCUACUGACUUAACAUUCAAUAUUUCAUGCAGAUGCCGGUUGUCUUAUUGGCUGGUCCUUCAGUUUUGUUUUGUCAUUUUAUUUGUAUUUUACUUAGAGCCUUGUCUUUGCUGCCCCUGGUGUUAGAGCAUUCAAUCAAGAUUUUAUUGCAUCAACAUCUAUUUUAGAGUGUUUUGGGUGCUUUUAUAUGAUUUAACAUUUUACAUUAUAGUAGUGUAGAUGCAGCAUCUGUUGAAGUCCUCUCUUUUAGGACCAUAGUAAAAACAAAUUUUAAGAUGUUGAUUUUAUUCCCAAAAUACAUGAAUUUAUACAUG